AUGGGGUCUAUGAAAGCUGUCCAAGUGAACCAGAGCCUCCUGAGCCCUUUGAAGCUGAGGGUGGGCCCCAACAUCCAGACUGUGCAAACCAGGAGAAGGAGCAAAUCAGGAGCCUCGACAAGUUUGUCCUUCAUUGAGCUACAUCAACAACUGUUGGCGGCAGUUGGAAAUGCUGGCCCAGAAGAAACUGAGAUUGGAAGUGGAGUUUGGCAGCAGGCAGGAGCUGGAGGCUCCACUUUUCAAGUGGAGGACUUGAAAAGUAAGUAUGAGGACAAGAUCGACAAGCACACAGAAAUGGAGAAUGAAUUUGUCCUUAUCAGGAAGGAUGUGGAUGAAGUUUACGUGAACAAAGUAGAGCUGGAGUCCCGUCUGGAAGGGCUGACUGAUGACAUCAAUUUCUACAGGCAGCUGUAUGAAGAAGAGAUUUGUGAGCUGAAGUCCCAGAUCUCUGACGUGUCCAUGGUGCUGUUCAUGGACAGCAGCCACUCUCUGGACCUGGACUGCAUCAUCACCAAGGUCAAUGCCCAGUAUGAGGAGAUUGCCACCAACAGCUGGGCUGAGGCUGAGAGCAUGUGCUGA
Molecule: messenger RNA, 579 nt
Organism: Artibeus jamaicensis (Jamaican fruit-eating bat)
Lineage: Eukaryota; Metazoa; Chordata; Mammalia; Chiroptera; Phyllostomidae
Product: keratin, type II cytoskeletal 8-like
Exons: 2
Coding region: 1-579 (192 amino acids)
Source: RefSeq, a predicted model, not a curated record